AUGGCGGCCUUGGCCAAGGAAGACUUGCCAGUCGGCAAGGAUCAACCCUAUUUGAAUGGCUCGGCAAAGGAGCCGCCUGUCAGCCUCCAGGCGAACAAUGGCUUACUAAGUGAAGAUAAACCCAAACAUUCAUACGAUUUGCCACCGUUGUCACUCAUUGACAGAUCCAUUGAUGAACCAAGGCCGCUACGGGUUGCCGUCAUCGGCGGCGGCUUGGCUGGCAUCCUCGCGGGUGUUCUACUGCCGGCAAAGGUGCCAGGGAUUGAUUUGACAAUAAUCGAGAAGAACAGAAAUUUUGGAGGGACCUGGUUAGAAAACAUCUACCCUGGCGUUCGGUGUGACAUCCCAUCUCAUGUUUAUCAGUCCACCUUUGCUCCAAAAAUGGACUGGUCGGACAAGUUUGCACCAGGAGAAGAAAUCAAAGAUUAUUGGCAAUCUGUGGCCAAAAAGUAUGAUGUGUAUAGAUAUGCCAAAUUUGGUCACCGGGUUGAAGCGGCGACCUGGAAUGCAGCUGCGGGAAAAUGGUCUCUCAAUAUGACUAACCUGCACACUGCAUGUCGGAUAACACAAGAAUAUGAUAUUGUUAUUACAGCGGUGGGAAGAUUCAAUGACUGGAAGCUACCGGAAUACCCCGGCCUCUCAGAUUACGAAGGUCACUUGCGACAUGCGUCAAAUUGGGAUGCUUCAUUUGACCCUACCGGGAAAACGGUGGCAGUGAUCGGAAAUGGAGCCAGUGGCAUACAAAUUGUCGCGAAUCUGCAAAAGACGGUAGCUAAGCUUGACCAUUAUGCCAGAAGCAAAACAUGGGUUGCAACGAGUUGGGCUGGCGACGAAAGAACCUUGGAAGCGCAACCAAUAUCCCAAGAGGAGCAGGAUCAGUGCAGAGACGAGGAAGCGUAUCUGAAUUUUCGGAAAAAGCUCGAGGACAAGUACUGGCGAGGAUUUGACUCUUUCUUUCGUGGCACUACAGAAAACUUGGAGCUGGCAGCGAGCCUCACCAAGGUGAUGGAACGGCGGCUCGUUGACAAACCAGAGCUGGUCAAUCGAUUGGUACCAGACUUCUCACCCAACUGCCGUCGACUUACGCCCGGGCCUGGUUACUUGGAAGCUAUUACUCAGAAUAAUGUGGAAUACAUUCAGACGGCAAUUCGACGGUUUACCAGAGCCGGCAUAGAGACGCAGGAUGGAAAGCAUCGAGCAGUUGACGCAGUUAUUUGUGCCACAGGUUCUCGGUCUGAUCUUCUUCCCCCGUUCCAAAUUACCGCUCACAACAAAACAUUAAAUGAUUUAUGGAAAGUAGACGGCUACUAUGGCUUUCCUUAUACUUAUUUUGGAGUAGCUUCACCCGGGUUUCCCAAUUUGUUGUUUCUACAUGGCCCGCACGGCACAGGGCCAUCGGGAACCGUGCCGCACGCUGUAGAAACACAGCUUACUUAUUUCGCAAAGAUUCUGCGUAAAGUGUCUAGAGAAGGUAUCAAGUCCAUCGAUGCAUCAAAAGAAGCAGCAGAUGACUUCAUUCAAUAUUGCGAUGCAUUUUUUGCUUCCACUGUUCUUUCAGAUGGUUGCAGUUCAUGGUACAAUGGCGGGCAACCCAGUGGCCGAAUACACGGAGUUUGGCCAGGUAGUGCGGCGCACCUGAGUAUCGUCAGACGGGAACCGAGAUGGGAAGACUUCAAGUAUGAGUACUUUGGAACUACAGCUAAUAGGUUUAUGUGGUAUUUCGGAAAUGGGAAAACUAGUAAGGAGUUGGACUUGGCGUCAGACAUGACAAGCUAUCUCAGGCAACCCGAUGCGGUAGAUUUGAAGCACUUGCACGAAAGCUGGUGGGAUUUGCCUUGA
This is a messenger RNA of Pochonia chlamydosporia 170, 1839 nucleotides long. RefSeq names its product flavin-binding monooxygenase. Gene Ontology annotation, molecular function: flavin adenine dinucleotide binding; N,N-dimethylaniline monooxygenase activity; NADP binding. Lineage: Eukaryota; Fungi; Ascomycota; Sordariomycetes; Hypocreales; Clavicipitaceae. The record is from RefSeq and is a predicted model, not a curated record. The transcript has 2 exons. Bases 1 to 1839 code for a protein of 612 amino acids.